UUUUCUACACAAAUUCUUAUUCCCUUAACAAUUGAUUAUGUUUCAUGGAUGUUGUGCAUGUUUUUUUUUUAAAUUUACUUAAAUUAAUCAAAUAAAUGUAAUGGAGUACAAAGUACAAUCUUUCUCUCUGGAUCGUGGAGUAGAAGUAUAAAGUAUAAAAUGAGUAGUGGCAGUAGCAGUUGUAGUCGGGUACAGUACUCGAGUACUUGAGGUAACAUUGAUGAAGCACUUCCAGCAGGAGUUGUUAUCUCAUCAGCAGAUAUCAGGUCACAGUGAAAACAAAAGGAAGCACAGUGAUGACUUCUUUAUCUUUGAUCAUCUUAUCUUAAAGUGCAGCAGGCCGUCUUCAACACAUUAACACUCACACAGAUCAGUGAAAGAGUAAUCUUUGCCCUCACAGUCAGUUAAUCAUUCAGCUCUGACGAUGUGAAAGCCAAGGAUUUAAAAGCUUUGCGACAGAGGAGUCCUCCAUCACUGCUGUGGAAACAUGAACCCCAAACAGUCCGAGGAUGUUUCCAGAGACACGAGCUACACAAACCAGAGCGGUGGACUCAUGGAGAGGAUCAGGACGUUCAACACCAAAGACGUCUUCACCUGGCAGGUAGCCAAGACACUGGCCAUGGGUCAGGGUCUGGCUGCCCUCGUCUGUGGGACGGCCAUCUCCUCCCAGUACCUGGCCACAAGCUUCCACGUGAACACACCCAUGCUGCAGAGCUUCUUUAACUACGCUCUGCUGUUUGUCACCUACGGCCCCAUACUGCUCUGCAGGACAGGGGAUGGAAAUAUUUUACAGAUUCUCAAGAGAAGAUGGUGGAAGUACCUUCUGCUGGGACUGGUGGACGUGGAGGCCAACUACAGUGUGGUUAAAGCAUACCAGUACACCACCAUCACCAGUAUACAGCUUCUGGACUGCUUUGUGGUCCCGGUUCUGAUGCUUCUGUCCUGGUGGAUUUUGAAGACACGCUACAGGCUGGUCCACUUUGUGGCCGUCUGCAUCUGUCUCCUUGGGGUGGGAGCGAUGGUGGGAGCCGACCUGCUCGCUGGACGAGACCAAGGCUCCACCUCAAACAUCUUGUUAGGUGACGGUUUGGUGCUGCUCAGCGCCUCGCUGUAUGCAGUGUCCAAUGUGUGUCAGGAGUACACAGUGAAGAACCUGAGCAAGGUGGAGUUUCUGGGCAUGGUCGGCUUGUUCGGCACCAUCAUCAGCACCAUACAGAUGGUGGUCCUGGAGCGAAAUGAAGUUGCUGCCAUCCAGUGGAGCUGGCAAGUUGGCCUCCUGUUCUCUGCCUUCGCGUUGUGUCUGUACACUCUGUACAACUGCAUGUCCAUCGUGGUGAAGCUGAGCAGCGCCACCUCCGUCAACCUCUCCCUGCUCACCGCUGACCUCUUCAGCCUCUUCUGUGGGAUCUUCCUCUUCCAGUACAAUUUCUCUGGACUCUACCUGGUCUCACUUGUGGUCAUCAUCAUCGGCUUCAUCACCUUCAACGCUGUGCCAACACCCACUGACAACACAGACUCCACCUUCACCUCCUCCUCCUCCAUCUGUGAGGAGGGUUACUAUGUCAAUCCUUUGGCCAUUCAGGAUGACAUCAACAAACAAGAAGUGACCGCGAGGAUCGCCACCGAGGAGGAGGAGGAUGUUGUGUCUGUUGGACGCAGCACUAAAAUGUGAAACCUGUCGAUAUGUUUUUUAUAUUUUUAAACACUUUUAUUUAUUUUAGCAUAAAAAAAUGCAGAAUAAAGAAAUUAAUGAGAAAAAGGAAAUAAAAUAAAACCAGAACACGCCUCAUCCGCCAUGCUGUGGUAUAGAAGUAUAAAUAAACUCCAUGCUUGCAUCUGA
Larimichthys crocea (large yellow croaker) is the source of this 1840-nucleotide messenger RNA. RefSeq names its product solute carrier family 35 member F2-like. Gene Ontology annotation, molecular function: transmembrane transporter activity. The coding region runs from base 488 to 1672 and encodes 394 amino acids. NCBI's taxonomy places the organism in Eukaryota, Metazoa, Chordata, Actinopteri, Sciaenidae. Gene Ontology annotation, cellular component: membrane. Gene Ontology annotation, biological process: transmembrane transport. The record is from RefSeq and is a predicted model, not a curated record. The transcript has 8 exons.